Vicia villosa (hairy vetch) is the source of this 678-nucleotide messenger RNA. RefSeq lists its product as uncharacterized. The record is from RefSeq and is a predicted model, not a curated record. Lineage: Eukaryota; Viridiplantae; Streptophyta; Magnoliopsida; Fabales; Fabaceae. The transcript has 7 exons. Bases 1 to 678 code for a protein of 225 amino acids.
AUGUGCGACCACCCUAAAAAAUUUGUUUUCCUCAGCGGUACAACUGUUAAACCAGUUGAGCUUAACAAUAUCCCUUCAGUCAAAAAAAUUUUCAAAGAUUUCCAAGACAUACUCAAAAGAGAAUGUAAAAGGGACAGGCUUCAAGAUAUCAUAGGUGUUGUUCAUGAGAUCGGAAACUGCGAAUCCAAGGCUGGAGGAAAAAAGAUUGUCAUUUCUUUUAAACUGAGAGAUUUUGGUGGGAACAUUGUAACGUGCACUUUAUGGGAUACUUAUGGAUCCAAGUUUUUGAAUUAUUAUAAUGACAAAGCCAACUGUGGAGCAAUAGUGAUUGUUGUGACUCAUGCAAUCGUGAAGGAUUCCCAAGUCUCCAAUGGCUGGAGUGGCUCAAAAUUUUUGAUCAACGAAGAAAUUGACGUUAUCCAGUUGUCUGACUCUCAGAAGAAUGAAAAACCAUCCCAAUCCACACAGACUAUUUCUACUUGGUCAGGCUCAACCCAACACACAACGCUUGAUAAGUUUGUUUAUAAUGCCAAAUGUACGCUCUGCACUUUGAAGGCUCCAAAUCCAGAUAAUCCAUAUAAAUGUGGAUGCGGCGAAAAUGUUAUGAAACCCGUACCAAGGUAUAAGGUUGAGAUACAUGUGGUUGAUGGAGAUGCCAAGUUCCGAUUUGUGUUUUGA